Molecule: messenger RNA, 1751 nt
Organism: Maniola jurtina (meadow brown)
Lineage: Eukaryota; Metazoa; Arthropoda; Insecta; Lepidoptera; Nymphalidae
Product: organic cation transporter protein-like
Exons: 7
Coding region: 1-1713 (570 amino acids)
Biological process (GO): transmembrane transport
Molecular function (GO): transmembrane transporter activity
Source: RefSeq, a predicted model, not a curated record
AUGUUUCCGCCUGUGUCGCUGGCUGUAGAUCAGACAAGUGUACGAUGGCAUCGCAAUGAAGUUAAAGAUUCGAUUGAAGUAGUGUCAGAUAAAAAAGUGAAUUUAGAUAACGUUUUGGUUGAAGAAAUAGGUCAGUUUGGGAGGUAUCAGAUCAGGACGUUACUAUUAAUCAGCGUUGUUUUGAUAUUUGGAGGGUGGGCAGCUACGGAGUACAUAUUCACUACUGCAAGGAUUACAACCAGAUGCCUAAUCCCAGAGUGCGAAGGUCCGGAAAGUGCAGAAUUCUCUCCUGCAUGGAUUCUAAAUGCUGUGCCAAGUAAUGGUGAUUCCUUUGAUAACUGCCUUCGCUUCGACUCUAUCAAUGAGACUGUACGGAACGAGGAAUGCCCUGCGGAAUGGUUCAACCGGAAAACAACUGUGGGCUGUAGUGAAUAUGUGUACGAGAAUACCCACACCAUCGUUUAUGACUACGGCUUGGCAUGUGAGGAAUGGCGCAGAGCUUUCGUCGGGACGGCGCGUACAUUUGGUACUUUCUUGGCCCUCCCCAUCGUGGGGUUCACGUCUGACCGCUGGGGUCGGCGGUUCGCGCUCAGCCUCAACGUCGUCAACACGGCGUGGGUCGGGGUGCUGCGCUACUGGGCAGAUACUUACUACGGCUUCGUCAUUUCCGAGGUUGUCGAAGCUGCGAUUGGAUCUGGUGCCUUCUCUUGUGCCCACAUUUUAGUUAUGGAAUUAGUUGGACCAAAGUAUCGAGUUGCUGCGGGAGCGACGUUAAACACUUUCUUCUCCCUCGCCCAAGUCCUUAUGGCUCUUGCAGCUUGGGCCAUCCCCAACUGGAGGACUUUAACUCUCGUCCUUUAUGUGCCACAACUGAUAACUAUUUGUUACUACUGGAUGAUGCCCGAGUCUGUGCGAUGGUAUUUGAGUAAAGGUCGGUACGAAGAUGCUAAAGACCUUCUGAAACACGUCGCUCGAGUAAACAAGCGUCAACUGUCAGAUAAAUCAUUACAGUCGUUGAAAGAAAAUGCAGAAGCAGAUAAAAAACGAAUUGCCUCAGAGAAAGAAAUAAAAUCAAAGGAACCUUGGCUGAUCGUCCUCGUGUUUCGGAACAAAGCGAUCCUCACAAGGUGUUGCAUAUCGCCAGUGUGGUGGUUCACGAGCGCUCUGGUGUACUACGGCAUGUCAGUCAAUGCGGUCAACCUGUCUGGCAAUCGAUAUCUCAAUUACAUGGCAGUGGCUGUAGUAGACGUACCUGGAUACUGGAUAGCUGUAGUGCUAAUGGCUAGAAUCGGCAGGAAGCCUGUUCUUAUUGGCGCCUAUUGGAUAUGUGGCGCUUGUCAAUUGGGAUACAUUUUCUUGCCUCUAAAUAUGUUCGCCUUGUCUCUGAUGAUGUAUCUGACCGGCAAGCUCAGCAUAGCAGUCGUGAUGAUGUCCCUGUACAUAUACACGUCGGAGAUCUACCCCACUCGGUACAGACACAGCUUAUUUGCUUUUUCUUCAAUGUUGGGGCGAAUCGGUGCUAUGACGGCUCCGCUCACUCCAGCAUUUGGUGCAUCGCUCUUUGAAAAGUUUCCAUCGGUUUUGUUCUGUGGCUUUGCCUUCCUGUCAGGCGCUUUACUGUUCCUAGCCCCAGAGACCCUCGGCACCAGGCUCCCUGACACCAUGGAGGAAGCUGCAGUGAUUGGCGCAAAGACGACAGAGCCUCAAGUGUGAACUAGAAUAGACAAGUAUCGUCUCUACAUAAACUAUUA